Messenger RNA from Caenorhabditis auriculariae, 6752 nucleotides. The record is from the annotation of a GenBank genome assembly. Lineage: Eukaryota; Metazoa; Nematoda; Chromadorea; Rhabditida; Rhabditidae.
AUGGGAAGAACCUCUGAAAAAAAGGAUUUGACUGAUAACGACAAAAGAACCAUCGUUGUGGGUCGUCAAAAUGGACUGACCAUGAUGACGUUUGCAGGAAUGUUCGGCGUGACAGAGGCGUGCAUUUCUCAGUUCCUAAAGCGUCGGAAAGCUCAAGAUGGCUCUACUAACAGCCAACGCACUGGAAGACCACGUGUCACUGGUCGUAAUGACGAUAGAAACAUUUUGAAGACGUCUAGAACCAAUCCAAGACUCACCGCCCCUGCGAUCAGACGGGAAGUUUUCUUGAAUUCGCCAUCUCCGCCAUCCGUCUCGACCGUGAAACGACGUCUGAAGGCUGCUGGAAUCAUGAGAAGACGUCCAGUGAAGAAACCGUUGAUUUCUGAAAAGAAUCGAGCCGACAGGGUGAAGUGGGCGAAGGAGCAUCUCAACUGGACCCGUCAAGACUGGAACAAGAUUCUGUGGUCCGACGAAAGCAAGUUCCUCCUCUUCGGGAGAGACGGAUUUCAGUGGGUUCGUGGACCAAUUGAGUGCAGAUAUCAUCCAAAAUACCAAUUACCCACUGUGAAACAUGUUGGAGGAGCGUUUCGUCGGACCACAGAAUUUUGUUCCAGUCUUGACGGGUCCAGUUGAGAUGCUCCUUCGCCCACUUCACCCUGUCGGCUCGAUUCUUUUCAGAAAUCAACGGUUUCUUCACUGGACGUCUUCUCAUGAUUCCAGCAGCCUUCAGACGUCGUUUCACGGUCGAGACGGAUGGCGGAGAUGGCGAAUUCAAGAAAACUUCCCGUCUGAUCGCAGGGGCGGUGAGUCUUGGAUUGGUUCUAGACGUCUUCAAAAUGUUCCUAUCGUCAUUACGAUCAGUGACACGUGGUCUUCCAGUGCGUUGGCUGUUAGUAGAGCCAUCUUGAGCUUUCUGACGCUUUAGGAACUGAGAAAUGCCCGCCUCUGUCACGCCGAACAUUCCUGCCAACGUCAUCAUGGUCAGUCCAUUUUGACGACCCACAACGAUGGUUCUUUUGUCGUUAUCAGUCAAAUCCUUUUUUUCAGAGGUUCUUCCCAUGUUUGAAAACAUGAAAAAAAACAUAUGGCAACAUUAUUACUUUUAAAAAAUUUGAUAAAAAUAAAUAAAAAUAAAAGCAUAAAAAACAAAAAAAAUUGAAUUCAAUAAAAAAUUCCUAAAACGCGUCACAGUGAUUGCGGACAUGUCUUUGUAUACCAUAUAUGUUUCAAAGUAUAUUUUACAUUAUCCCUGAAAGUUAUAUAUAAAUCGGAUAAGUACUCGCUGAGAUAUCCUCAAAAAACCAAAACUUAAUAUACUUUUGAGCGGUACUGUAGUUUAGAUCUUGUUGAAUCUUAUGUAAAAAAUUUCCUAUUUUCAAGCUUAUUUCACAAUCGUCUGUCAUCAUUUUUUUUUCUCUAGAUUUGUUCGGAAUUUAGGAGCACGGCCGCGGUGCGGCACUUUCUGAUAAAACACUACGCUGGCAAUGUUCACUACAACAUCGACGGCUGGGUUGAAAAGAAUCGCGACCACGUUGAGACUUCCGUCCUCGAACUUUUGUCUCAAUCGACAAAUCCCCUUGUCAAAAGUCUGUUUCCACCAGGUAAUUCUAUUCAAAAAGAGAAAUCCACCAGGUAACUAAGUUUUUUUUCUUCUGCACUUUAUAAUUCAUUUCUCAUUUUUUUUUUCACUUCUAGUAUCGACAAGCGUGACGAAAAGCCGUCGAGGAACGCUGACUACGCAGUCCACCGUCACGUACAUCUACAAGGUUUGCAUUUUUCGGCGGCGAUAAUUGAAAAUGCAUUUCACAAGAACCAAUUGCAAAGCUUGCUCAAUACACUCAACAGCUCGUCGGCACAUUUUGUUCGCUGCGUCGUGCCAAACCAUGAUCGCGUUCCAGGUCGAAUCGAUGGUCAGCUUGUGCUCGACCAGCUUCGGUUAUCUUUUUUUUUUCUCUGCAUGAAAACGUUGAUUUUGUUUAUUUUUUUCGAUUGUCUGCUUUCCAAACUAGAAGCGACGGUUUUCAUCAUGCCCAGUAGGUCUACUCUACGUAGAGCUCUCAAAACCAAAUGUUUGAAAAAAUGAAAGUUUGAAAACAUGAAAAAGUUUGUUUUCAACAUUUCGAAACAAUUUCAUUUCCAAACAUUGAUUGCAAACGGCCACAAUCAAAUCGUUCAAGUUAUGAUCAAGACCAAAAAACAAACGUUUGUUAUUUUGACCAAACUUUUUUCAAACGAAAACGAACGUUUGGUUUUCCGAUCAAACUUUUUCCAAACAUUGAAUGAAUGUUCGUUCCGAUCAAACGUUCGAUUUCGAAAUUUCAAUCAAAGGUCGGUUUCAAUGAAAUUUUGAGAAAUGUUUGGUUGAACGUUCGUUCAAACGUUUGGUUUUGAGAACGAACUCUAAUGCCCAGGGUUUUUGAAUAUCUUUUCAAGUUUUCCAUAAACAAGAAAAAUUCAUUGCUUAGACAAAAUAAGAGAAAAUAGGGAUUUCCUACCAGUAUAGCCUGUGUAUGACGACUUAGAAUUUCACCAAUCAACAUUCCGCUGUGCCGCUUCGCGCUUUUAACUUUUUUUUUUCAAGGUAUUCUAUUGCCAUGAGAUCCCACAGCAAUAACAAUCAAUUGAAAGCGUGACCUAGAUUCGAAAGACGAUUCGCGAACGCACGCAGUGGAACAGCGGAAUGUCGUUUGGUGAAGUUUGAAAUUGUGGCACACAGACUAUAUAGUGCCAAAAGACGUUUAAAGAACUGUUUUCUUUCACAGCUGCAAUGGCGUUCUGGAAGCAAUUCGCAUAUGUCGCCAGGGCUAUCCAUCUAGGCUGCCUCACAGUGACUUUGUUGCUCGUUACAAGUUGCUUGGAGGCGACGAGCUGCUGAUCAACAAGACGUUGUUAAAAACGCCCAAAGAAGCCUGUCGAACAAUUUGCCAAGCCGUCGAGCUGGACGAAAGCCGCUUUUGUGUAGGCAAAACAAAAAUGUUCUGCAAGGUUGGCGUCAUUGCCGAGGUACGUGGCUGUAGAAGCCAAAAAGCUCAGUUGAUAAUUUUCAAUAUUUGAGUUAUUGGCUUAAGAAUUUCAUGGUUCAAUAUUUAAAAGAUUGGUACAAAAAAAUAUUGUUUUGAAGACAAAUGAAAUUUUGUUUUUGACCACCACUAAAGUGGCCAUAUUUUUGUAAAGUUUCAAAUUGACGCAAUAUAUAAUAUUUAAGUUGGAAAGCCUUCGUCGCGCACGCAUCGCGAAUUUCAUUACAAAAUUUCAAGCUCACGCGAGGUAUGGAUUCGCCCAAAAGGAGUUGGAAUCGAAAAGGAGUAGCUCGUAAUUUUUUCUUCGUUGUGACUAAAAUCCCAUAAACAAGUUUAGAGACGCAGUCUUGACUAUACAGCACAAUGUACGCAUAUUUUCAAAGCUUUCUCAGUGGCCGUGGCUGCGGAUCUUUCAGCUUUCAAGGGCGCUCAUUCCAAGAGUAAGAAAUAUUCAAGUCUGAUAAUGAAGAAUUUGACGUCUUUUUGAGGACCGAGAACGCCUUCGAAUCAAAGAACUGGAGAAGGAAACGAUGACGUUGAGAGAUGAGAUUCAAGAGCUAGAAUCCAGAAACCAAGAUACAAAACAAGAGCUGGACAAACUCAACUUAGUUGAGUCUGUGCUGUAAAAAGAUAUCGAUGCAACUUUUUCGUAGGUGUUAGAACGAGAAAGGGCAGGAAAAGAGACGUUGAAUAAAUCGGUCGAGGAUAUAAAAAAGGCAAAAAAAAAUCCAGUUUUUUUAAGAAAAAAAAUUUUCAGAAGUUGGCUGAUAAAGAGCGGCAAGUUCGGAAAACGCUGGCCGAGAUGGAGCAAAACGAAGACGUUUUCAGUCUACUCGAGAAAAAAUACAAUGAGCAACAUCAGAAAGUCAUGGUUUACAUAGUGUUUUUCAUUUAAAAAGGGCGAACUUUGGAAAUUUUAGAAAAUGAAUGACAUUUUGCGCGAAUAUGAGAGAAGGGCGGAACAGUUUGACAUGGAAAAAGCAGACUUGGAAAAGGAACUACGAAAGGUGAGCUAGUUUUUUUCCUCAUUAUCCGUUUGUUCAUUUUGCAAUGAACCAAAUUUUUCUCGACAAAACCCUCUAACAAGAAAAGUCAAAAAGAAAAAAAAAAAGAAAAACUAGAAACAAGAAAAAAUAAGCAUUAAAAAUGCAGCAUAAUUUUCAGAGAAGAUUUAAACAUGCUUACAAUCAAUUUUUUGCUAAAAACAGUGAGCGAUCGAAUACCAUCGAAGAGAUGAUCAGGAUUUGAAUUUCGGAUAGAUGAAUUUCGGGUAGACCGCGAAAAAAAAGUCGUGAAAAGGUAGCCGAAAAUAAAUGAGAUAACACGUUGAUUGAAUAUAAAGGCAGAUCUGCGAUUAAUAUUUCUGAAAACUAGACAAAUAUAAAAACCAAAGCGAUUUUCACGAAAAAAAAAAUUUACUACGUUGCAAGGUUCGAGAGCAACACCAGCGUGAGGUUGAGUCGAGCGAAAAGACCCGCAAAGAGGUCCUCGAAAAAAUGACAAUUUAUGACGAAUCGCAAGGACAAGUCACCAAAUUGCUCGAAGAAAACUCGCAUUUUCGACUGCAAAUUGCCAAGUAAAUUCACAUUUGAGUUGAAUACAGGUUUGAAUUUUUUUUUUUCUAGGUUGGAGAACGAGGUGAAAGACGAAAAAGCGAGGAACGAGCGCCAAAACAAUACAAUUGGCGAUCUCCAAAAGCUGGUAACCGAACUGAAUGUGAGAUUUUUCUCUUUAUUCAAUAAAAAAAAACACUGACUUCAGGAAAAGAUUGCGCGGUUUGACGGACUCAUGUUGAACGAAAAAAAUUUGAUGAGGAGGGCAGAACGCGACAAAGACCAGUUGAAGGAAGAGCUGAAAGCCGCCAAAGAAUUGAUUGAACGACAAGCCAAGAAAAUUGAUCAGUUGGUUAGCGCUUCCAAUUAAAAAAAAUGAACUGAAAAAAAAAACGUUCCAGAAAACCCACCUCACGCAAAGAGACAACGACGUGAAACGGCUGGAGAGAAAACUCGAGGACAAGGACGCCAUGAUGAAAGACUGCGUUCAAGACCUCAAAGAGAGCCACAAAGAGCGCGUCAAGGAACUCGAGCAGAAGAUGGACGACUUUAAGCGAAGAAACUCCAAGUUUUUUUAUCUUUUCAGUUUUUUGCGACAAUUUUUUUUUUGAAUUUACAAUUAAACUAGUAAGUGCCCUCCUUCCAUGCCUUCUCGUGGCAUAGAAAGGGGUGCACUACUUGAUCAUUGACAUUCGAACAUGGGAGGGUACAAAAUACUAAAUUUUGUCCAUUCAUCAGGUUGGAGAAUGAAAAUAGCAUGCAAAAAUCGCAAAUUGAAACGUUUGAACGCGAAUCUUCUGUCGACUCGGACUAUGGUGAGUAUUUCAACCUAUUUUUUUUUUGGAACUCGAAAUUUUCAGGAAGAUCUAGCUCUGGGCGCAUGUCCAUGUCACACAUCGGACGACAGUACUCGUUGACCUCUAUGGGCUCGUUUUCAUCGCUGCGAACAAUAGGCCUCCGACGCAAAGAUUCGGAAUCUGACCUGACGUCGUCCAUGUACUCGUUAAGGUUUUUACUUACUGGAAGAAGGAAUCUUAAAAACACAUCUUUUAUAGAAGACGAGACUCACUCUUCGAUUUGCCAACCUCGCCGCCGUCUUCUCAAGUGGGCCUCCAGAGAAGCCCAUCGACGACAACAACGACGUCGGCCGUCAUGGAAAAAGAGCGCAGGAUUCAAGAGCUGGAAAAGUAAUUGGCUUAAAAAAAAUGUACACCUUCCCUUUUAGAGAAAAAGCCGCUCUCAAAACGGACCUGCAGUUGGUCAGACGAGAGCUGGAAGUUUACAAGUCUCAGAUGACUGCGCUCGAAAUGGUUAGUCUGGUAGAUGAAAAAAGAACUCACUAGCCACCUUUCACAAUUAGGAAAAGGAAUCGCUUCAAACUAUGGUUCGCAAACAGACUUCGACACUGGUCGAUAACACGAGGCAGCUGAAUGCAGCUCAGGUUCGCUAUUCGAAAAAGAUAUUUCUUCGGAACUUAGAUCAUUUCAGAAAAACGUAGACAAUCUAGAGCUGCGGCUGAAAAGAGCGCUCGACGAUUCGCAAGUCUGGAAAAAGAAGCACGAAGACAGCGUUAGUGAGAGCAAACAGGAGAUUCUUGCCGAAAGGUUGUUUUUAUAUUUAUAUUUAUACAUGAAUUACAUUGGCAGCGACUGAAAACAAAUAUAUGUAGCUGCGCAAUCAAAGUUUUUCCAACCACCUUUUUUUUUUUAGAAAAAGAGCUUCCGAACGAACCGUCGCCGUUGAAAAAGAGAACGAGCUCAAACAGAGCCGCAUCAGCAGCGUCGAGAUGGCGAAAAACGAGCUCAGUGUUGAGCUGACGAAGGCACACGCCGAAAUCGACCGCUGCCGCGCUAUCAUUCUGCAGCUUGAAGAGAAUUUGCGGUCGCAGGUUCAAUUUUCUUUCAUUGAUUUUUCACUCAAGCUCGAUUUUCAGGAGACUCUAGGCGGCAGCUUCGAGAGCCAUCAGCGCAACUUGCAGUUUGAAGUGGAAAGUCUUCGAGAUGAGAAUUGUGCCCUCAAGGCCAAAAUUCGACGUCAGUACAAGCAGAUUGAAAUGUUGACGCGUGAGAUUUGCUAUUUAUUCCUGUUUUGAAAAAAAAAGAUAACUCUAGACCAAGACGGUACCAGCGACGAGUUGGCUCAUUUUCAGCAAAAGCUGCAGCGAAUGGAGGAGCGAUGA